UUGUUGUUUCCAUCGCAGACACGAAUCGCUGCUAUCCUCAGCCUUAGCUUGGCCAUGUACGCCACGGUGCAUUAUACAGAAGCCAAUCCCGCACGCAGUCUCGACAUCAACUCCAUCUUCCUGGGGCUCUGUCCGCGAUACAUAGCCCUCCUCGACACUUCAGGAAACCCCGAAUGUACCGAGGAAUUCAUCGCGAGCAUCCAGUACGACCUCAAGGAUCAACCCUCAGCUACCGACAUCAUCGUCUAUCUCACUCUGGCCGAGGAAGGGAAACUGGGAUUACAGACAGCUGAUCCUAACGUCGAGGGCUUCGAGUUCGACUCGGCGUGCGAGAUCUUAGAGCAUCUCUGUACCCCUGUGAUCCGAAUUCCGGACAGUGCUCGCUACAGACGUUCCAGCUCCAACUCCACCUCCACCUCAGGAUCCGGUUCAACAAGUUCAGAGACUAGUUAGAAUGUGUAUCUCUACCGCACUGAAUCAAAUGGAUGGGACUGUAGAGAAAAUUUAAGCAAAGUGUGACGUCUGCUUCGACAGCCGCAUCUCCACCCACCAGAUUAAAUGGAUGAGACUCUAUAGAGAACCCCUGGCAGAUACUACAUAUUGCUUUGAAGAAACAGAUUC
Molecule: messenger RNA, 621 nt
Organism: Strongylocentrotus purpuratus (purple sea urchin)
Lineage: Eukaryota; Metazoa; Echinodermata; Echinoidea; Camarodonta; Strongylocentrotidae
Exons: 3
Coding region: 55-453 (132 amino acids)
Source: RefSeq, a predicted model, not a curated record